This is a messenger RNA of Sclerotinia sclerotiorum 1980 UF-70, 279 nucleotides long. RefSeq lists its product with no specific name. Lineage: Eukaryota; Fungi; Ascomycota; Leotiomycetes; Helotiales; Sclerotiniaceae. The coding region runs from base 1 to 279 and encodes 92 amino acids. The transcript has a single exon. The record is from RefSeq and is a predicted model, not a curated record.
AUGGCAGAAAUCCCUUCAAAGUCCAAACCGAUGUCAGAUGUAUCAUUUGGAAAACAGAUUGCAUUUUCCAGGAGUUAUGAUAUAACAUUCGAAGUGCAGAAGACUAUACACCGGCGAAGUAUCUACGGUCCAGCAACCCCAAUAGAAGAAGGUAAUUACUUUCGGCCACCAAGUGUCCAACACGCUAUUAGAAGUCUUCAAGCUCAUACUAGGAUUUUUUCUCUCAGCCAUUGUCAUCAUUUGUACCAAUUAUGGACUGGGUUGCAAAAUGCUUCGUAG